Lithohypha guttulata is the source of this 873-nucleotide messenger RNA. RefSeq names its product tRNA-splicing endonuclease subunit (gene SEN34). Lineage: Eukaryota; Fungi; Ascomycota; Eurotiomycetes; Chaetothyriales; Trichomeriaceae. The record is from RefSeq and is a predicted model, not a curated record. The transcript is spliced from 2 exons. The coding region runs from base 1 to 873 and encodes 290 amino acids. Gene Ontology annotation, biological process: tRNA-type intron splice site recognition and cleavage; tRNA splicing, via endonucleolytic cleavage and ligation. Gene Ontology annotation, molecular function: nucleic acid binding; tRNA-intron lyase activity. Gene Ontology annotation, cellular component: tRNA-intron endonuclease complex.
AUGGCACCCAGGGCGCCGCAUCUACCCAUUGCUGUAUCAGAAAUCGGAGGCACGUUGCCUCAAAACCCGUCUCAGAAUGUAUUCAUGGGUCUACCGAUGGAGAUAAUGCCCGAAGAAGCACAGUUGUUGAUUGAGAAGGGCUUGGCUUAUAUUCUCGACGAUGUUAAGGCUCAUGACGCAGCAUUGGUGAGGACGAACAAAGAACGACAAAAACAGUACAAGGAGGAAAUUGUAGCACAAUCCGCGGAAAUUGCUCAGGCGAAAGCCAAGGAGAAGGAGACUGACAAGAAACGCGCCAUGAAAAAAGCAGGCGUAAGAGUAGCGGCACAGUCUGUGUUACAAUCGGAAACACCGCAAGAGCCCCUGAGAGUUGACGACGCCGCAACAGACUCUUUCUUCGACCUCGGUGAAGCUAAAUUACCAAUGAUGUCGCCAGCUAGCAAUGGAAAUGACCUAGCAACCCAAACCUCCACACUGACGAUUACUCCAGCCACGUCCAACACGCUCUUGUCUUCCCUGUACUGCACGUCUACGUCUUUAGACACCACACCCCUAUCAACGAACUAUGCCGCUCACGUCUUUCAUCGACACCUCCUUAGCCUGCCGAACAGAACCUUCUUCACUACGCCAGGACUCCGCUUCGGUUGUCAAUUUUGCAUCUACCCUGGAGAUCCCCUACGUUUUCACUCGCAUUUCCUGGGCGUCGGCGUGAAUUGGGACGAGGAUCUUGACCUGAUGGACAUUGUUGGCGGUGGAAGAUUAGGUACCGGAGUCAAGAAGGGAUGGUUGUUUGGUGGUGAAGACCCAAACAGCAUAGAUGGAGACGGAAAAGGUACGAUGCGGUCCUUCAGCGUUGAGUGGGCCGGCAUGUAA